Molecule: messenger RNA, 942 nt
Organism: Pteropus alecto (black flying fox)
Lineage: Eukaryota; Metazoa; Chordata; Mammalia; Chiroptera; Pteropodidae
Product: olfactory receptor 1J4
Exons: 1
Coding region: 1-942 (313 amino acids)
Biological process (GO): G protein-coupled receptor signaling pathway
Cellular component (GO): membrane
Molecular function (GO): G protein-coupled receptor activity; olfactory receptor activity
Source: RefSeq, a predicted model, not a curated record
AUGAGGAGGGAGAACCAGAGCAGCGUGUCCGGCUUCCUCCUCCAGGGGCUCCCCAUCCGGCCGGAGCAGCAGGGCGUGUUCUUCGCCCUGUUCCUGGGCAUGUACCUGACCACGCUGCUGGGGAACCUGCUCAUCAUCCUGCUCAUCAGGCUGGACUCUCGCCUCCACACGCCCAUGUACUUCUUCCUCAGCCACUUGGCCUUCACUGAUGUCUCCUUUGCAUCUGUCACUGUCCCAAAGAUGUUGAGGGACAUGCAUACUAAGUACAAAUUCAUCCCCUAUGCGGGGUGCAUUUUACAGAUGUAUUUUUUCAUAGUUUUUGGCUGUCUUGACAGUCUCCUUCUUGCAGUGAUGGCAUAUGACAGGUACGUGGCCAUCUGUCACCCUCUACGCUAUACCACCAUCAUGAGGGAGGGGCUGUGUGUGCUGCUGGUGGCUGGUUCCUGGCUUGUCUCUUGUGGCACUGCCCUCUUGCACACCCUCCUCCUGGCCAAACUGUCCUUCUUUCCUGACAAUAUUAUUCCCCAAUUCUUCUGUGACCUUCCCCUCCUACUCAAGCUGUCCUGCUCAAAUACCUCUGUCAAUGAGAUGGUCGUAUUAAUCGUAGUGGCUGUGCUUGGCAUUAUUCCAUUGAGUGGUAUAUUGGUCUCUUAUGGCCGUAUUGGGGCCUCUAUCCUGAGAGUCCCCUCUACCACAGGGCUCCGCAAAGCUUUGUCCACAUGUGGCUCCCACCUCUCUGUGGUGUCUCUCUUCUAUGGAACAGUUCUAGCACUGUAUUAUUCCUCUUCAUUAAGUGAUUCCAAUGACAAAUCUAUGACUGCCUCUCUGAUGUAUACAGCAGUGACUCCCAUGUUAAACCCCUUUAUUUACAGCCUAAGGAACAGAGACAUAAAAUUGGCUCUGGGGAUUCUUUUCAGAAACAACAUCCUAGUCACCAAGUGA